AAGAAGCGAUCUCUCAAGAGAAAGAAAAUGCAUGACUAAAGCGUGGUCACUAAGCUAAGUCUAAGAGAAAUAAGAGAAACAAAAAGAAGAAGAAAAAGACUGAAACUAAUUCCUCUCUCGGUACUCAGCCAACGAGUUUUCACGGUGUGUUUAUGAUCCUGACUAAGCUGGAUUCAAUAAAUCCAUCAGUAUGAGAAAGCCACUUGUGUCUGUUGGUACCGGGAGGAAUUACAGUGAAAACUCGGACUGAUCUGCACGCGGGUGGAGGCGAGGCGGCAUGAUCAAAGGAGCAGCAGUCUUGCCACAGCGUGAUCGACACGUGCACAGAGCGGGGAGCGCGCACGGGACCAAAGCACACGAUUUGAAGAGCAACACUUUAAGAUAAGGCCAUAAGAUGUGUCGACACUCAUAAGUUAAGUGUUUGUCUAAACAAGGAAAGCAAAACACAAGUUCAAGGUUGAUUAAUCAAACUGUGAAAAGUGAAAGUAACGUUUUGCUAUUCCUAGUUUUUGUUUAUUAAGCCACAGUGUAAGUUCUAAAGCACCUAAGUUUAAGCAUCAGUACUUUUGUUUUAUUGGGCUAUUUGUAACAGUAAUGUGAAUUCUGUAUUUCAUGUGAACAGUUUAAAUGUGAAUAACUCUUAUUUGAAUACGUUUAAGUUGAGAGUAAUUUAAGUUACAUUCAUAUUACUGCAUUAAGAUUCAGUGUUACAUUUUUAUUUUAUUCUGCCUUUAUAUUUUAACUGCCUGUAGUACUGCGGUGACUUUUAGUUAACGUAAACGUUUUGCUGUUUAGUGACAAGUGACAAGACGUUAAAAUGACUGAUCCAAAUACACCACUAAUUAGUGCAGAACCCCAGAGGGAGUCUGAAGAAACCCAAUGUACUGAUCUUAGUGAGCAGCAAGAAUCAGUACAACUAAGAAGUCAGAGAGUGAAAACACUCACAGAAAAGGGAAGAGAAAUGCAGGAUGAGAGGAUUAAAGGACUCCAGCAAAGAUUUAACUACAACUAUGAAAAGUGGAGAACACGUGCAAAAGCAUCCAAGCUACCCCUCUCUCAAACAGGACCCUUGAAUAAAGACAUACUUGAAGAUAUUAUUGGUGAUGUUAGAGGUCUUUGUGCAGAUGUCACAAAAGUUUAUGAAGAGUUACGUAAGCUCACCCCACCGGAUCAGGAGUCACGUCGCAGAGUAGAUCUGUGUGUGGAGAUCUCAGGUUUCCUCAUGAAUAAAGCAACCAGUCGAGUGGAAGGAAAAGAGGAACAAGAUUGGCCGGAAGCAGGCUCCCUCUUUCAAACUGCAAGCAGUAAGUUAAGCUCCUUCAACACCACUAAGAACUCAUCUGAGCAUUCACAUAGAUCCUCUAUAAAACGUCAAGAAGCCGCAGCAGAAGCAGCAGCGAGUCAAGCUGUUCUAAAAAUAUUAGAAGAACAAGAAAUGGAACAGCAAGAGAUAGAAAGACUAGAAGCUGAAGUCAGGAAAAAAGCAGUAGAACAAGAAACAUUGAUUAGACAAAAGCGCUUAGAAAGAGAGGCAGAAGAAAUUAGACUAAGAAUGAAGAGAGAAGCAGAUGAAGUAAAGUUUAAGGCUCAACAAGAAGCAGAGUAUGCAGCUCUGCAGAGAACACUUGAUGAAAAUAAAAGAAAAGUACUGCACCUGGAAAGGUCAAAGAUCUAAAGGCAGCACAAGCAAGGAUGCAGGUUUAUGACCAAAUGAGUGCAGUAGAAGCACAAAAGAUCGAUGUAACAAAGAUUAACACAGAAAUGAAAGACGCUGAACAUGUAAGCUUCCCAUCUCUGUUUGAACAAGUCAUACCCCAAGCUGCAGCCACUCCUAUAAGUGAUAGUACAUCAGAUCUUGUUAAAGUGCUACCAAGUGCACUAAGUGCUAGCCGUAUCCCUGUUCCGGAACCUACUGUGUUUUCUGGGGAUCCCUUAAGUUACAGUAACUGGAAACUGUCAUUUCAAACGCUGAUAGACCAAAAAAAUAUCCCGGACACGGAGAAAAUAUUCUACCUUCGGAGAUAUGUGAGUGGACCGGCUAAGAGAGCGGUUGAAGGAUACUUCCUGCUUGGAACUGAAUCUGCAUAUGCUGCUGCAUGGAAGUUUCUGGAUAAAAGAUAUGGAAAUCCAUUCACAAUCGCAAAAGCCUUUAUAGACAAACUGCAUGCAUGGCCCAAAAUGACCUCAAGGGAACGUUUCGAACUAAGAGACUUUGCAGAUUUCUUGAGCAGUUGUGAAGCUGCUACAGCUCACAUCAAGUCCUUAGAGAUCUUGAAUGACUGCAAUGAGACCCGAAAGAUACUUUCCAAACUUCCAGACUGGCUUGCUGCUAGUUGGAACCGCAAGGUUAUUGAAAUUGAAGAACAAACAAAUCAGUUUCCCACUUUCAGCCAGUUUGUUGAGUUUCUAACGAGAGAAGCUAAGAUUGCCUGUAAUCCUGUUACAUCUUUACAGUCACUAAAACAAUGUGAGCCUAACAAAUCAGACAAACCGAAACUUACAAAACAGAAAGAAAUUGGAGUUAAAACACUGAUGACGACUUCACAAGAAAAGAUACAACUGGUAUGUGUAUUCUGUAAGAAGCCUAAGCACAGUUUACACAAACGCAGAAGUUUUCUGGAAAAGGCUGUGUCAGACAGAGUCAGCUUUAUUAAGUCAGAAAGGCUAUGUUUUGGUUGUCUCAAACCAGGCCAUCAUUUGAAGAAAUGUACCAACCGCAAUAUUUGUGAAAGGUGCAGUAAAGGGCAUCCAACUUGUCUUCAUGAAGAUAGUUAAAGACAAAGGAGAACAAAGGCAACCACUAGCUAAUCAAAAUCCAAGCAACGAAAGGUCAAGUCAAAGCCACCGAGCUCAAGAACAAGUUACAGCCAUGGCUACGACUAACCGAGUCGCAAGUCAAGAA
Molecule: messenger RNA, 2902 nt
Organism: Carassius carassius (crucian carp)
Lineage: Eukaryota; Metazoa; Chordata; Actinopteri; Cypriniformes; Cyprinidae
Product: inner centromere protein B-like
Exons: 2
Coding region: 1693-2775 (360 amino acids)
Source: RefSeq, a predicted model, not a curated record